GGCUCUCAUCUUAGGUGUGGAUUAGCCAAGCCGUCGCAGUUCCCAGCUGCUCAGCAAACGAAGGUGAGUCGACCGUGAACAACGACCCGUUCGCCCACCCGUAACUGUGUCCAGUAAAUAUGCAUUGACCAGUGAACAUCCCGUCUGGGUGACUUCUACAUAACUACUUCGCUUCAUGCACGCCGGUGACUUGUACAGUCCCGUUGAACGCUGACAAUGUCCGUCAAGAAAGUCCCGGAUGCUGCAGGAUGCACUUUGACCUUGCUGGACGUGGACGGGCGCAUGUUCCCCACCUUUCCUGCUGACGUCAUCAGGGGCGUCCCCAAUCUCAAGUUGAGAGACGACGAUAUUCUUAUAUCUGGCUACCCGAAAUCAGGCACCCAUUGGUUGUUUGAGGUGUCACGUGUUCUGUUGAGCGGGUCAUGUGACGUUGGAGGGAUGGAGAAAGAUGACUUGAUGAUCGAAAUGAAGUCACAUGAUCACCUGGCCAAAAUGGCGUCCCCCAGAAUAUUAAACACUCACGUCCAGUUCGACUCGUUACCCAAAGAGAUACAUCAGAAGAAGACCAAGAUAAUAUACCUGCUACGUAACCCUAAAGAUGCGGCGGUUUCAUUUUAUAACCACCAUCGCAAACUGGUGCAGUAUUACGACUAUCAUGGAAUAUUCAAGGAUUAUCUGCCCUUGUGGGUCGAAGGAAAAGUUGACUAUGGAUCGUGGUUUGAUUACGUCCGAAGCUGGCAAGAAGGGCUCACAAGGCACCCGGAUGUUCCGUCGAUCAGUGUGGUGUAUGAAGACAUGAAGGAAGAUGCCUUGUCCCAGAUACGAAGAAUAUCUCAAUUUCUGGGUUUGUCCCACGAUGACGCAUUCUUACGGAAAGUAGACGACUGGUGCUCCUUUAAGCGCAUGCGCGAACGGAAGGGGAAGCAUGACAUGACUUCUGACGGGCAACCAGUCAUGUAUCGCAAAGGAGAGGUGGGCGACUGGAAAAACUGGUUUACAGUGGCUGACAACGAGUGGUUUGAUCAAGUGUUCACAGAAAAGAUGACAGACUUGGAUCUGUCGCUCAGAUACACCAUAUGACGUAAAGGACAACUUUAAAACAGCAUUACACACACAUAUAUACUUACCCUUGACCCAUAAGCUUCAUUACGGAAGUGACGUAAUGACCUCCAUCCUCCAGCGACCCAGCUCAACACUUCUGUGACUGAUGACCUUAAACUCACGACCAAUCAAAAAUUAUGAUUCAUAACGAGUGUUAGGCAAAUUGUAUUAAAAUGGCGGCCUUUUUCGAGCGAACACUCGAUAUAUUUUAAAACAAUGCUUUUACUCAGAAUAACCUUCUAGCUGGACAAGAUGUUGGUACACGAAUACAAGUUGUAUAGUUACUUCCAUGUACAGAGUUCCUGUACCCAUUAUCGUGUAAUUUGAUUGGAUGACUAUUUGCGUCGUGACAUUCGAGCUGCACUCGAAAAGAAGCUGUAGUUGCGAAUGGGACCAAACCACCAUUUCACAAAUCCAUCUUAGCGAUACUGGCAGUGCAUAAUAAUGUAUGAACAUACACCCACGUGCUGACUGUCGGGAAGAAUGGGGUUGUUUACAUUAUAAAUUAUACUUUUGUACAUGUAUAGGUAGGACAUUAAUAAACAAGCAUAGUAUUUUAUAAGUUUGUUCUUUAAAGACACACUCGGCAAUAUUCAAAAGAGUGUUUGUGUGUCAGCUGUAUGUCAUCUGUAUGUCAUCCGUCAUCCAAGUGCUGAUAUGGAAUGAGCGACGUCGCAUACUUCUGGAUCUGAUUCCGAAUAAAUAACUGCAACUUGA
Messenger RNA from Haliotis rufescens (red abalone), 1818 nucleotides. Its product is annotated as sulfotransferase 1B1-like. The transcript has 6 exons. Lineage: Eukaryota; Metazoa; Mollusca; Gastropoda; Lepetellida; Haliotidae. The record is from RefSeq and is a predicted model, not a curated record. The coding region runs from base 217 to 1080 and encodes 287 amino acids. Gene Ontology annotation, molecular function: sulfotransferase activity. Gene Ontology annotation, biological process: sulfation. Gene Ontology annotation, cellular component: cytoplasm.